ACGGGGAGUCGCAUUAAAACGUCUUGUAUUAAGUGACCAAUCACAGCGCUCGUUAUUAGCACAGCCGGUCACAGAAACAGCUGCUGCAAAGGUGACGUUUAGCCGACCCAACACCAUUUUAAAAACAGAGGGGUGGCACAAAUAUAAGCAUGUCUUCUCUCAGGAGGACGGCGGGUGUCCUCCAAACCGGCCUGCAGCUCUUCAGACGCGGACCUCGGCAGAUGACCGUCAGAAAGGCAGGAGGCGGCACUCAUAUUGAACCCCAAUACAGACAAUCUCCUCAGCUCACCAGGAACCAGAAGUUUCAGGCCGAGCUGCUCAGCGGCGCCAUGUGGUUCUGGAUCCUGUGGCACACCUGGCACGACCCGGACGCCGUACUGGGUCAUUUCCCCUGGCCGGACACUUCCGCAUGGACGGAUGAGGAGCUGGGAAUCCCGCCUGAUGAUGAAGAGUAGAUUCGCCCCCAACAACCCAAUGCACAUAUGUGUUCAACUCAUUUACAUACAGGAGAAAUGGCUCAUUUCCUCCGUGCAGUUGACAACAGCAUGCAUGACUGAUAUUUAUCUUCUCCGAUUUGCAUUUGCAGAUGUGCACCAGAUCACAAAACCCGCACAUUUUCUGUAGAGCAAACUGAAAGUGCCUGUUGUGUAUAUGGACUUAUUGUUGAAGUUGCAUUAUAAUAUAAAGAAAUAAAAGCCAUCAACGCUUAAA
Molecule: messenger RNA, 711 nt
Organism: Cyprinus carpio (common carp)
Lineage: Eukaryota; Metazoa; Chordata; Actinopteri; Cypriniformes; Cyprinidae
Gene: ndufb2
Product: NADH:ubiquinone oxidoreductase subunit B2
Cellular component (GO): mitochondrial inner membrane
Source: RefSeq, a predicted model, not a curated record